Messenger RNA from Dicrocoelium dendriticum, 450 nucleotides. Lineage: Eukaryota; Metazoa; Platyhelminthes; Trematoda; Plagiorchiida; Dicrocoeliidae. The record is from the annotation of a GenBank genome assembly.
AUGCCUCGCUACCGCGACAUGGCUCGGCUUUGGACAAUUACCUUGGCUCUAUUUAUCAGUAUUCACCCGUCUUCUACGGAAUCUUCUGCCGCGACCCGACCGGUAAUUUACGAUCGGGAAACCGAUCAGUAUUUCCCAGUCUCCGAUUUUUCGUUACGCGCAGAUCCUCCCUUCGUGACACCUGACCCAGAUCCCAAUGACUUUUCUCCCGAGUACUUAGAGGCACUCCUAAAGCAUUGCGAUGAUCCUACUCCUGGCGCGUUAGAGUUUCUGGAAAAGUCCUGGAUUGCCUUUAGAGAAUUCGGGCUCAAUUGGAAGCGCUAUCCUUUUUCGUUUUCGAUACUUUACCGAAUUCUGCAAGCGAUCCGCCUCGUACAGAUACUCCAUGUUCUUAUGUUGGCCUUUUCACUCAGCGUGGCCCGUUGUUUAUUGCAGAAGUGUCUGUUAAAC